Messenger RNA from Passer domesticus (house sparrow), 1903 nucleotides. It is a transcript of the gene POLDIP3, whose product is annotated as DNA polymerase delta interacting protein 3. Gene Ontology annotation, biological process: poly(A)+ mRNA export from nucleus. Gene Ontology annotation, cellular component: nuclear speck; nucleus. The coding region runs from base 368 to 1585 and encodes 405 amino acids. The transcript is spliced from 9 exons. NCBI's taxonomy places the organism in Eukaryota, Metazoa, Chordata, Aves, Passeriformes, Passeridae. Gene Ontology annotation, molecular function: mRNA binding. The record is from RefSeq and is a predicted model, not a curated record.
GCUCGGCCUUGCCGGGAUUCCUGGCGCCGUGCCUUGUCUCACUGACCCCUCCGGCUUGCCCUGUCCCCGCCGCCUCCUGCUUGUCCCGGCCGACCACCCUAGCGCUGCCGCCUGUAACGGGGCGGGCGGCCCGAGCCCGGCCGGCCGGGGGGCUGCAGGUGUCACCCCGGCGGUGCCCGGUGCCCCCGGGCGCGGCUCGGGGCAUUGUGGGAGCGCCGUGGGGGAGCCGUAACCGCCCGGGGCCGCCGGGCAGCCGCGCGGGCCAGGCUGCCGGGGCUGCGGCCGCAGCGCUGCCCGGCUCUCGGCGGGGCUCUCCCUCUAGCGCAGCUCCGAGCCGGUGUGUGGGGCGGCCGAGAGGACGUGGAGCAUGUUGCAGAUCGGAGCUGCAAGACUUAACACCAGGCCAGUGUUUGGGGGUGUAAGAUCUCGCAUUGGGAUCCAGCCAAAUCUUCUGAAUAGAUCAUCACCAACUGUGAGCUUCCAGCAGACUUUUGAUGCCCGGCAGAAGAUCGGACUCACUGACGCCCGGCACAAGCUGGGGGUCAAAGAUGCCCGAGAGAAACUGGUUCAAAAGGAUGCUCGCUUCAGGAUCAAAGGGAAGGUGCAGGAUGCUCGAGAGAUGUUGAAUUCCCGUAAGCAGCAAAGUGUUGCUGCUGAAAAGGUGACCAAAGUGGUGGAUGCCAGAGAGAAGAUCAGCUUAAAAAGGAGCACUCCAGCUGUUAUCAGCCCGGCUAUGGGGACAGUCAAUCCAGCCAUGAAAAUCACCAAAACUAUCCAACAGAAGGCUCCAGUUCCUGGACACUCUCAUCCAGCAGGAAUGAGGAUCAAUGUGGUGAACAACCAUACACAUAAACAGGGUCUGUAUGACACAGAGGAUGAUGAUGAAAGUGUCUCUCCCCUUCCUAGCAAACAGAUGAAAAUCACCACCACAAACAGUUUCCUGCACAACUCGACUGGUCUGAGCAGCAAUAAAUUCUCUCUGUCCAAGACUGUUCCCCUGACUAAAGUGGUCCAGAACGAUACAUACACAGCUCCACCUGCAACUCCCCCUCCUGUGCGGACAAAGGCCUUGGCAAACAUGUCCCGGACCUUAGUGACAAAGGAAGUGCCUCCAAAAGAGCCAGCACCAGUUGAGCUGGCUUUCAGUCCUUUGGAAGGCACAAAGAUGACCGUAAAUAAUCUGCAUCCUCGAGUCACAGAAGAAGAUAUUGUUGAGUUAUUCUGUGUGUGUGGCGCUCUGAAGCGAGCCCGGCUGGUGCACCCUGGCGUGGCUGAGGUAGUGUUUGUGAAGAAAGAAGAUGCUAUCACAGCAUAUAAGAAAUACAACAACAGGUGUUUAGAUGGUCAACCAAUGAAAUGCAAUCUUCAUAUGAAUGGAAAUGUCAUCACCUCAGACCAGCCUAUAUUGCUCCGAUUGAGUGAUACCCCUUCAGUGAAGAAGGAAGGGGAACCACGCCGGUCAAGUGCAAGCGCCUCCUCAAAUCCCCCAGCUGAAGUGGACCCUGAAACUAUCUUGAAGGCACUCUUCAAAUCCUCAGGGGUCUCUGCAUCUGUGCAGCCCACAGAAUUCAAAAUUAAACUCUGAGAGGGGGGAGCAAGCAGUGGACUGGAAAACUCAUAUAAGCUGGGGGAUGAGGAAAGUGCAGGAGUGCAGAUGUUAUUUGCAUUUGCCUGUCCUGAAAUUUUUUGUUUUCUAUGAUCGCUACCUUACUGUACAAUAGUGUUUCCUCUUGUGUGUGUACUUUCUGUUUUCAUAGUUGGAGUUUUCUUCCAUGAUUUUUUUCCCAAGAGAAUAACCUUCUCCUUCUGCCAGUAAUGUAUUACCAAGCAUAUACCAUGUAACUCCAUCCUUUACUCCAAAGCCCCCAGUGGCCAUUAAAAGUGCACAUAGACUUUGAGGGAA